Messenger RNA from Naegleria gruberi, 1374 nucleotides. RefSeq lists its product as uncharacterized. Bases 1 to 1374 code for a protein of 457 amino acids. The transcript has a single exon. The record is from RefSeq and is a predicted model, not a curated record. NCBI's taxonomy places the organism in Eukaryota, Heterolobosea, Eutetramitea, Acrasida, Naegleriidae.
AUGAUCAUUUUCUUCAAGAAACCGCUAAAAGUAAAGUUGAAAAAAAUGAGUGAAAUUGAAACUCCGCCACGUUCUCAUCAAAAUGACGUCGAUGAAUUGUUGAAUGGAAUUGAUGAGAGUGCCGAUGAGGUUCUUGCAUCUGUUGUUGAUACAUCUUCUUCCGUUCAAACAACAAAUAUUAUUUUGGAGGAAGGAAAUAACAAUAUUGCACAUGGUGAUGACUUGAUGAUGAUAAAUGGAGAUUUACUAUCUAAUGUGAAUGAUAAUUCGUCAUCGAUUGUUCAUAAUGGAGAUCAAACAAAAUCUAAGCAAUUAUCUUUGGAAGAAAUACAAUUGAUGAAGAGACAAAAGGAGGAAGUUCCUUUUCUAAUGUCAUCAUUCCCUAAUGUUAAGACUAGUUUCGGAUACAAAUCUAACUUCCAUACAGCUUGUCCAUACACAGCUAGAGUAAUUUGUUACUGUACCAAAUUCUUCCAAAAUUCGAAACAAGAACAAAGAUAUAUUCAUAACACUAAGAGUAUUUUGGAAAUGUAUUGUAAAAGUAGACCAGAAUAUGCUAACGAGUUUGGUUUUAAUCGUCUAAAUCAACCAACUCUUAAUUCAACAAUAGUAAUUUCUAGGGAUAGAUUGGAAGGAAUUUCAAACACCUAUUCGGAUGUGAUCGAUUCUCUUUCAUCAAAUAAGCCACAACAAGAGAUGAUAGACGAGAAUGAUGCUCUUAUACAAUUGAUAGACGAAUUUCCACAAACUGAGGAAACCAUACCAAGUAUUGAAAGCACAGUUACGGCACCUGUUGAUGUAUCUGAUGCACCAACAGUUGAAUCUGUAGUUGAAACACCAAAGACUGAAACAGAAAGUCAAUCAUCUACUAAGAUAUUUUCUGAAACUGACCUUUCACAGAUUCCAAAGAAACGUGGUAGACCAAGAACAAGAAAGCUUUGCAAGAUUUGUAAUAGUUUUGAGCAGGAGACCAAAUUCAUUCAGUGUUUGUCUUGUAAUUCAUAUUUCCACACAUUUUGUUAUACACCUAAUUUGGAACAUUUGGAACAAGUUCAUAAGGAUAAUUGGUUAUGUUCUGAUUGUAAAAUUUGUUUGAAAUGUAGAAAGGGACCAAAUGAAGGGACACUUGUAUUUUGUGAUUAUUGUGAUUGUGGAUUUCAUGUUGAUAAAUGCUUAACAGAUUCACAAAAGCCAGAAGAAGGCAAGAAACAAUGGUUUUGUCCAAAUUGUUUAGAGAAUCACAGUGAAGGAAUUGAAAACUUUAAAACCGAUAUAACAACAACAAACAAGGCAGUUGUUGAGGCAAGUAGCAAGGCUUCAGCAUCUGAGGAAAAGAAAACCAAAACACCAAAGAAAAAAAAGAAAAAGAAAUAA